AUGGUGACGCAGAGAAGCCGCACCUUCGAAUCCAUACGCACCAUCGCGGCCCUGUACCUGCGGGCGGACGUGGCUGCCAUGUCGGACAGCAUUGCGACGUUUGGGCUGGACACGCUGCUGUGCUCAAAGGUGCCCGCCUACACGCUGCUGGCCAAGGAGGGCUGCGCCUACCAGUGCCGGUCGCUGGCCUCCCAGGCCAUGGUGCGCGACCUCAUGGCGCUCUUCGAGGGCCUGCUGAGCGAGUACUUUAGCGACGCCUGGCACGACGUGGAGCGGACCCUUGAGGCCAACGAGGCGGACCUGCAGAUGAGCGGCAUGGUGUGCGUGUGGGAGCCGGGCAGGCCGAGGGGCUCCCCCGAGAGGGGCCGGAAGAAAAAGGCACCGGAGGGGCCGGGGAAUGACAAGGGCGGCAGGCGGAACAGCGGCCUGGCGGCUGUGGCCUCCGCGAGGAGCAGGGCGACCGCCAACUGGAGGCGAGCGUACAAAGUCGCACUGAAGCAGGUGACGCUAAACACGUUGGGCGUGAAGAGGAGGUUCCUGACCAUCCAUCAGAUGUUUCAGCAGCUGCACGCCAGCAAAGGAGACGCAGAAACAGGGGAAAGGCGGCGGCAGCCCACGCUGCUGCUGCUGGGUGGCGGGAUGGCGGCGGGUAAGAGCACUGUGCGGGAGAUCAUCGGCCACGACGACUUCUGGAGCAAGGUUGGCCCCAGCGCCGUGGUGGUUGAGGCCGACGCCAUCAAGAACCAGGACGUCGUGUUCCAGGCGCUGUCGGACCGUCUGGGCGGCGAUCCGGCAGUCAGCCAGCUUGUGCACGAGUACUCCACCAGCAACGCCGAAGGGAUGCUCGUGGCGGCGAUCAACAGUCAACGCGACGUGGUCUUCGACGGCACCAUGACGUGGCUGCCAUUCGUGGAGCAGACCAUCGCAAUGGUCAGGGACCACAAGCACAAGUACACGAGGGGUGUCGGUUGGACCCAGGACGCUGAUGGGAACCUGCGCGAGGAGUACUGGAAGGUGUGCGAAGGUCCGGGCGCGGAGGCGCAGGACAGUCUGCCGUACCGGAUCGAACUCGUGGGAGUCACUUGCGAUCCGG
Molecule: messenger RNA, 1093 nt
Organism: Ostreobium quekettii
Lineage: Eukaryota; Viridiplantae; Chlorophyta; Ulvophyceae; Bryopsidales; Ostreobiaceae
Source: the annotation of a GenBank genome assembly